AUGAGCCCACUUUGGACUCUACACCGAGUCCUCCUACGGAUUCGGAGAGUCUUCAUCUUCUGCAGGUACUUCAUUUGUUUCAAUGGCCUAUGAUCCCCUGAGAAGACUGAAGUUCAUAUCCUAGCAAAAGAGAAGUAUGAGUGGCCCAACUCAGCUGAUUGGAAGAAGAGGGGGCUCUUUUAUGGGUGCCCCCGGGGCGUGGAUGUACUAGGCUCUCUGGCUGAUUGGCAGCUGGGACGAGUUAGCCUGGAAGCAUUUACACUGCUUUUCUACAUCCCCUGAAGAGUUGUCACCAGCAGACAGAUCCUUGCAGCAGGCAAACAGCGAUCUUCUCAGAAGAGCUUUUGA
Messenger RNA from Lepus europaeus (European hare), 348 nucleotides. RefSeq names its product histone H2A.N (gene H2BN1). The record is from RefSeq and is a predicted model, not a curated record. Lineage: Eukaryota; Metazoa; Chordata; Mammalia; Lagomorpha; Leporidae. The transcript has 3 exons.